AUGUCUGAUCACAGCAGAAAGCAAGGAUUUCAAGACCACUCCUUGAUACUGCCCACGAUCAGUCUGAAUGCCAAAGAUGCUACAUUCUCCACUCAUAAGCAGCAUGUUCCAUUUGAGGAAUCAUCUGACUCGGAGUUUGGAAUUGUCUGCUCAGAUGCCCUUGUCAACCCUUCACAAAGAAUCUCCUACCUGAAUACUAAGGACUCCGGUUCUUUCUUGGGUUUCAAUUACCAAGAUGCUACUGAUCAACGUCCAGUUCGUCACUUUAUUGAUGAUUGCCCAAAGGAUCAAUCUAAUUGGGCCUCUGUCUCCUGGCCAGGAGAACUGAAAUCAGACUGGACACAACUUUCAAUGUCUAUCCCUGUAGCUCCUUCAGAUUUCUCAUCAUCCUGUUAUCCUUCUCUACAAAAGAAACCUACCAUCUCAACAGCGAGGCUAUCUGAUGAGCUUGACCCUAUCCAUACGAGCUUGGGUGUAAGCAAUGAUAUUGGCGACUCACUUAAAAAGCAGCUAGAUUGGUCGCCAGGUUCCUGGGGAAAUUUGAUGGGUGGUCCAUUAGGAGAGGUUUUGACAAGCACCACUAUAAGUGUAGGAGCUGGCAUGAGCUCGUCUUCUUUGAAAGCUUAUGACAGUAGCCCUCAGCUUGAUUCUUCUCCCAAUGGUGUCCUGCAGAAAUCUACCAUUGUCUCACUCUCUAACAGCAGUUCAGGGAGCAGUCACAGCGCUUACAACAAGAGGGCACCCAAAAAUUCUAGUCUUCCCAAUGGAAUUGGUUCAGCUAUUCCAUCUCUUUAA
Olea europaea var. sylvestris is the source of this 795-nucleotide messenger RNA. RefSeq names its product growth-regulating factor 1-like. The transcript has 2 exons. Bases 1 to 795 code for a protein of 264 amino acids. The record is from RefSeq and is a predicted model, not a curated record. Lineage: Eukaryota; Viridiplantae; Streptophyta; Magnoliopsida; Lamiales; Oleaceae.